UGAAAAAUGAGUAUCAAGAGUUCCUCCUAUCCAUUGUGGCUUUGGCGCUACCAGAAACCAUCCUGGAUAUCUGUUUCUUCCCCGAAGAGUUUAACAACCAGAAGCCACUUCUUCAAUUUCAAUUUCAAUUUCAAUUUCAAUUUCAAUUUCAAUUUCAAUUUCAGUUUUAAUUUCAAUUUCAAUUUCAAUUUCAAUUUCAACCCAAACACCACACUCAUUCUUUAAUUCCCUCUCUUAAUUCAUGUGAAUUUAUCACCAUCAAAAUCAAUGUCUCUCGUACCCACUCGCCAACUUCACCCAUUCAUCGAUUCAUUUCACACUUCUUCUCCUAGUUUCAAUUCUCUUCGCUUCUUCACCUACAACCUCACCACUUACAAAACACCCUCCACCAAUUUCACUUUUAAAAAAUACCCCAUUUUACCCCGCAACACUUUCUCCACUCAUACCUGGUUGAAACAUUGGAAUCAACCCUCUUCCAAACACAAUCGUCCAAAACCUCCACGUGCCGUUCUUAAUUAUCGAAAUUCCGGAAAUGGGCAUUCAUCAAAAUCCCAUUUUUCGAGCUCUGAUGAUGAAGAUAACAAUGGUGGUAGUACCAUGGAUAGGAUUGUUGAGAAACUGAAGAAAUUUGGGUAUGAUGAUGAUGAUGAUGAUGAGAAAAAGGAUCAUAAUACAAAAGAGAGAGUAAUUGAAAAAGGGUCAGUGGAGGAUAUUUUUUAUGUGGAAGAAGGAAUUUUGCCUAAUACAAAAGGUGGGUUUUCAUCAGAAUCUCCAUUUGGGGUUGGCAGAUUUGGAAGUGAUGGUGGUGAAGUUAGGUUUCCAUGGGAGAAGAAGACAGUGGUGGAUGAUGAAGAGGAAGAAGAUAGGAAGGGUUUGAGGAAGAAAAGUAAGACAUCUUUGGCUGAAUUGACACUUCCUGAAUCUGAAUUGAAGAGGUUGUUAAAGUUGACUUUUGAGAAGAAGCAUAAGACAAGAAUUGGGGGUGGUGGUGUUACUCAAGCUGUUGUUGAUAAGAUUCAUGAGAGGUGGAAGACUUCUGAGAUUGUUAGGCUUAAGUUUGAAGGUGAUGCUGCUCUUAACAUGAAGAGGAUGCAUGAGAUACUUGAGAGAAAAACUGGUGGUUUGGUGAUUUGGAGAUCUGGCAACUCUGUUUCCUUAUACAGGGGUGUGAGCUACAAGGAUCCGUCAAUACAACAUAAUAAACAGUUAUAUAGGAAAAGUGAAAACUCUUCUAAGUUUUUAUCAAAACCUUCUAAUAAUUUUGCAGUGAAACCUUCUGAACUUACUUCUAAUUCUGAGACAAAUACAUCAUUGGAAAAAUUAGAAUCUACAAAUGAUCAGAAAGAAAAAGACAAUCUGCCAAAAUUAACUUAUGAAGAUGAAGUAGACAAGUUAUUGGAUGGUCUAGGUCCUAGAUAUACAGAUUGGCCUGGGUGUGAGCCAUUGCCUGUCGACGCAGAUAUGCUUCCUCCAACCGUUCCUGGUUACCAACCUCCAUUCAGAGUUCUUCCUUUUGGAGUGAGACCGACACUUGGUUUAAAGGAGGCAACUUCUCUACGAAGGAUUGCUAGGGGACUCCCUCCACAUUUUGCAUUAGGUAGAAACAGGCAGCUUCAAGGUUUAGCUGCAGCCAUGAUCAAAUUGUGGGAAAAAAGUUCUAUUGCAAAAGUUGCACUCAAACGUGGUGUGCAGCUAACUACCAGUGAGAGAAUGGCAGAAGAGAUCAAGAAAUUGACAGGUGGUACAAUACUGUCGAGAAAUAAAGACUUCUUGGUCUUUUUUCGAGGGAAGAGUUUUUUAUCAUCAGAUGUCACUGAAGCCUUGCUAGAGAGGGAAAGAAUGGCAAAAGCAAUGCAGGAUGAGGAGGAGCAAGCAAGAUUGAGAGCGUCAUCGUUGCUCAUACCAGCUAUUAAUACAUCCGAGUUGUCAGUGGCAGAGGCUGGAACUCUCGGUGAAACUUUGGAUGCAGAUGCAAAGUGGGGAAAGACGUUGGAUGAGCGUCACAAGCAAAAAGUUAUGAGAGAAGUAGAACAACUACGGCAUGCCAACCUCGUUAGAAAGUUAGAACAGAAGCUUUCACUUGCUGAAAGAAAGAUAAUGAGAGCUGAAAAAGCCCUAAUGAAGGUGGAGGAGUCUUUGAAGCCAUCAGAAAACACAGCAGACCCUGAAAGUAUAACCGAUGAAGAGAGAUUUAUGUUUCGCAAACUAGGAUUGCGAAUGAAAGCUUUCUUACUUCUAGGUAGACGCGGAGUUUUUGAUGGUACUGUCGAGAACAUGCAUUUGCACUGGAAGUAUCGCGAAUUGAUCAAGAUAAUUGUAAAGGCUAAAAACUUUGAACAGGUAAAGAAAAUCGCACUAGCGCUUGAAGCUGAGAGUGGUGGUGUUCUGGUUUCAGUUGACAAAGUUUCAAAAGGAUAUUCUAUACUUGUUUACCGGGGAAAGGAUUACCAGCGUCCUUCGACAUUGAGACCAAAGAAUCUCUUGACAAAGAGAAAGGCUCUUGCACGUUCAAUCGAGCUUCAGCGGCAUGAGGCACUUUCGACUCACAUUUCAACAUUGCAAAGUAACAUGGAGAAGUUAAGAUCUGAAAUAGAACAAAUGGAGAAAGUAAAGGAGGAAGGAGAUGAAGCAUUGUAUAACAAAUUAGAUUCGGCUUAUUCUACAGAUGAUGAUAAUUCUGAGGUGGAGGAUGGUGAGGAAGGAGAUGAGAUCUAUAAUAGUGAAGAUGAUAGCGAAGUUGAAAGUGAUACUAUGUAUUUCCAAUCUGAGGAAUUCGCCUCGUAGUUGAAGGUCAAGGGUUGUGAUUUUUUUGGAUUCACGACACCUAUGUAAAUCGUUAAUGGCACUCAAAUACAUUGGAAUGCAGCUGAUUGAGGAAGAAUGUAAGAGCUCGGUCGUUCGGAUCAAACCACCGAAAAGUUCAAGCUCAAUCCAAUGAGAUUGUCAUAGGGCAUGCAAUUGGACGCUGUCCUGAAUGUAAUUGCUUAUACAGUGUUUCGGUUAGUAUAAGAUGUAUGUAUAUACAUUUCUUGGUUAUGAAGUUCUCUAGAAUUGAAUAAGUCGAUAGGUCUUUUAACAUAUGGCUGAGGAAUAGGACAACUAUAUAAAAAACAUCUACUGAUUGUGAUCAA
Cicer arietinum (chickpea) is the source of this 3131-nucleotide messenger RNA. RefSeq names its product CRM-domain containing factor CFM3A, chloroplastic/mitochondrial. Gene Ontology annotation, biological process: RNA splicing, via transesterification reactions. The record is from RefSeq and is a predicted model, not a curated record. Gene Ontology annotation, molecular function: mRNA binding. NCBI's taxonomy places the organism in Eukaryota, Viridiplantae, Streptophyta, Magnoliopsida, Fabales, Fabaceae.